UCCGGUGAAAUCAAGCAGAGCGUGAGGACGCGAGCUAUUCAGUGCGCGUAGUUCAGUGCGGAGCGGGUGAGCAGUGCGCUUCCUAGGGAAGUAUGGGAAACCAGAGCGCUCGCUCCUGAGCUCAAUCCGACCGUCUCUGUUCGGGCGACUGCUGCCAUCUCAGUGCACAGUGGAUCUCAACUUUCUCCUUUGUUUUCCGUUCAUUACGGCAGAUCUCAUACAAAACAUAGCGACCGGUGUCCAAAUACACAACAACAUCUGUUAAAACAUCAUCAGUGCCUAGGCUAAAGGAAUUACACAACUCAAGAAUAAGUCCAGUCAGCAAGGAGAAUGGGGAGCAAGGGGCAGUUUCGCUACCACUGGCAGAGUCACAAUGUCAAGCAAAGUGGUGUGGACGACAUGGUCCUCCUGACCAAAAUCAACGAGGACGCCAUCGUGGAGAACCUCAAGAAGAGAUACAUGGACGACUACAUCUUCACAUAUAUUGGUCCUGUGCUCAUUUCUGUCAACCCCUUCAAACAGAUGCCGUACUUUGGGGACAAAGAGGUGGAACUGUACCAGGGUGCGGCCCAGUAUGAGAACCCACCGCACAUCUACGCGCUGGCGGACAACAUGUAUCGCAACAUGAUGAUUGACCGCGAGAACCAGUGUGUUAUCAUCAGUGGAGAGAGUGGUGCUGGGAAGACAGUGGCAGCCAAAUACAUCAUGAGCUACAUCUCCAGAGUAUCUGGCGGGGGGCCCAGGGUCCAGCACGUGAAAGACAUCAUCCUACAAUCCAAUCCUCUCCUUGAAGCAUUUGGAAAUGCAAAGACCGUGAGGAACAACAACUCCAGCCGUUUUGGGAAGUACUUUGAGAUCCAGUUCAGUUCAGGCGGGGAGCCAGAUGGAGGGAAAAUCUCCAACUUCCUUCUGGAAAAGUCUCGAGUUGUCAUGAGGAAUCCUGGAGAAAGAAGCUUUCACAUAUUCUACCAGCUGAUCGAAGGAGCCAGCGAAGAGCAGAAAAGCAGCCUCGGAAUCACCAGCUUAGACUACUACAGUUACCUCAACCAGUCCGGCUCAUACAAAGUGGACGACAUCAACGACAGGAGUGAUUUCCAUGAGACAAUCCACGCCAUGAAUGUGAUCGGGAUCAGCCCGGAGGAGCGCACGCUGGUCCUGCAGAUCGUGGCGGGGGUGCUCCACAUGGGCAACAUCCAGUUCAAGGAGGCGGGCAACUACGCAGCUGUGGAGAAUGAGGAGUUCCUGGCCUUCCCAUCCUUCCUGUUGGGCAUAGACCAGACAGGACUCAAGGAGAAGCUGACCAGCCGUAAGAUGGACAGCAAGUGGGGUGGCAAAUCCGAAUCCAUUGACGUGACCCUGAACGUGGAACAGGCCUGUUACACCCGGGAUGCCCUUUCCAAGGCUCUGCAUGCCCGCGUUUUCGACUUUCUGGUGGAGUCCAUUAAUAAGGCCAUGGUGAAGGACCAUCAGGAGCUGAACAUUGGAGUGUUGGAUAUCUACGGAUUUGAAAUCUUUCAGAAAAAUGGCUUUGAACAGUUUUGCAUCAACUUUGUGAAUGAAAAGCUUCAACAGAUUUUUAUUGAGCUGACACUGAAAGCUGAACAGGAAGAGUAUGUGCAAGAGGGCAUCCGGUGGACCCCCAUUGAUUACUUCAACAACAAGAUUGUGUGUGAUCUCAUUGAGAGCAAGAAUCCUCCAGGUAUCAUGAGCAUCCUGGAUGAUGUGUGUGCCACGAUGCACGCAGUGGGGGAGGGGGCGGAUCAGACGCUGUUGCAGAAGCUGAGGGUACAGGUCAACACCCAUGAGCACUUCAACAGUUGGAACCAGGGCUUCAUCAUCCACCACUAUGCUGGGAAGGUAUCUUACGACGCUGACGGAUUCUGCGAGAGGAACAGGGACGUGUUGUUCACAGACCUCAUUGAGCUGAUGCAGAGCAGCGACAUUGCAUUCAUCCGGGCCUUGUUCCCAGAAAACCUCAAUCAGGAGAAGAAGGGCCGACCGACCACAGCCGGCAGUAAGAUAAAGAAACAGGCCAAUGAUCUGGUGAGCACACUCAUGAAAUGCACCCCCCACUACAUCCGCUGCAUCAAACCCAAUGAGACAAAGAGGCCGAAGGACUGGGAGGAGAGUCGAGUAAAGCACCAGGUGGAGUACCUGGGACUGAAGGAGAACAUCCGUGUGCGUCGUGCAGGCUAUGCCUACAGAAGGGUUUUCAGGAAGUUCCUCAACAGGUACGCCAUCCUGACCAAGGAGUCGUGGCCAACGUGGCGUGGGGACGAGAAGCAGGGGGUCCUCCACCUGCUGCGCUCCGUCAACAUGGACCAGGAGCAGUUCCAGCUGGGACGCACCAAGGUGUUCAUCAAGGCCCCGGAGUCGCUGUUCCUGCUGGAGGAGACCAGGGAGCGCAAGUUUGAUGGCUACGCCAGAACUAUUCAGCGGGCCUGGCGCAAGUAUCAAGCCCGGAAGAGAUACGUCCAGAUGAGGGAGGAAGCCUCUGAUCUGCUCUUCAACAAGAAGGAGAGGCGGAGGCACAGCAUCAACAGGAACUUUGUGGGAGACUACCUGGGCAUGGAUGACCGCCCUGAACUUCGCCGCUUCUUGGCCAAGCGUGAGAAGAUUGACUUUGCGAACACAGUGACCAAAUACGACCGCCGCUUCAAGGGCAUCAAGAGGGACCUGAUUUUGACGCCCAGGUGCUUGUAUCUGAUUGGCCGGGAGAAGGUGAAGCAGGGCCCAGAGAAAGGCCAGGUGAUGGAGGUGCUUAAGAGGAAGAUUGAGGUGGAGAGGAUCCUGGGAGUGUCCCUCAGCACCCUGCAAGACGACUUCCUGAUCAUCCACGAGCAGGAGUACGACAGCCUGCUGGAGUGCACUUUCAAGACAGAGUUUGUGAGCCUGCUAGCGCGCCGUUUCGAGGAACGCUCCCAAAGGAAGCUGCCGCUCAAGUUUGGCAACACACUUGAGGUGAAGCUGAAGAAGGAGAACUGGGGCCCCUGGAGUGCAGGCGGCUCCCGCCAGGUGCAGUUUGUUCAAGGCCAGGGUGAUGAGGCUGUGCUGAAGCCCUCCAACAAGAUGCUGCAGGUCAGCAUCGGGCCCGGCCUGCCCAAAAGCUCACGACCCACCAAGAAAAACUUUGUCACAAGUCGCUCAAGUGGGAUUCACCAGAACUACCCAAUGCGGCCAGCUCCUGGACCUCCAGGAGGUGGACACCAGAACGGGGGACUGAAGCAUGCCAACCACAGGAACUCGUCAUCCCAGCAACAUACCAAUCAGAGGCUCCCGCCAAACAACAUGACUCGCCCCUUCCUGCCGACAAACAUCAACCCCAGCCAGAUGAAGGACCGAAACAGCAGGCAGCCGACCAACCAGGAGUUCCUCAGGGUCCCGGAUCGAGGUGCCGCUGGUAACGGAGGUGGACGCCCAACGGCAAAUGGAGGAAUGGCGCACAGGCAGUCCGUCAGCAGACCCACCCCAGGGGGCGGCCGACCGAAACCAGCCCCCAAGCCCAAACCCCAGGUUCAGCAGUGCAAGGCUCUGUACGCCUAUGACGCCCAGGACACAGACGAGCUCAGCUUCAAUGCUGAUGAUAUCAUUGAUAUCGUCAAGGAAGAUGCCUCUGGGUGGUGGACGGGGAGACUGCGAGGAAAACAGGGUCUGUUCCCCAACAACUAUGUCACGAAGCUGUAAGCUGGCUUCUGCUGCCCACUGACCACAUGCAGAAAGGUGGAGGGUGUGACAGAGAGCCGCUGGCCUGCUCACCUCUACAGACCCCCCGACUGCAUCCUGCUGUCCUACAGAUUCAGGAAAACCCGGUCUGCAGCAGGGUCCCGUCACACAGGAACAUGACGGAGACACGGCAUCUCUGGAGCUUGGCUUCUUAGCCACAUGACUCCUGUGAGCACUGAACAAAACUAUUUAUUCUAUUUAAAGCUUUCUAGGAUUUUUGUAAUUAUUUUAUGUUUUUGCCUUGAAGGUAUAUUGCAGGUGAAUGGUUUUAUUUGAAGGGCUGACAUAUGACAUUUGGGAUCUGAAGGUUUUAAUGUGUCCACUUGUGUAUUUUAAGGGAUUUAACAGUUUAAAUUAAGGGUGGCUGGUUGUAUACAUUCACUGAUUUUGUUACAAAUGUUAGCUGCUAAAAUGGAUUUCAUGAGUAGGAUUGCCUUCAAAAGUAGAACAUUUUAUAAACAUUGAAACAAAUAUGACAUUGACAGUGAUAAUGUAUUUGAUGCUUGUGCUGUUGUAUGCAUUCAUGAUUUUUCCUGGUUCUAAGAACAUUGGUGAAAAUGUGAACAUAUCCACAUGUGCCUUUGGUGGGGAAAAGGACUGAUAUUCACAAGCCAUCAUAUUUUUUGAUAGCUUUACAAAUUAAAAAUACAUUGACUAGAAAGAUCCAUUUGUUACAAAAAUGUCAUGCUGGUCUUUCAAAGCAACAAAUGAAGGAGCUACAAUGUUUAUAAGCACUUUAUCACUCGGAUGACUAUAUGGUAGAUUUUUUAGUUACUUAGUUCUGCUGCUCCAGCAUAGAAGUAAGCUUUGUAGAAAAGUACUCAUUAAAGGGAAUUCUUAGGAAAACUGUUUACAGUAAGAAAUUUGAGCAAUUAAAAUAGAUCUUUUAUAAAGACUAGAAUGUUUCCUUGUAUAGUUUGACUGGUGCUUCUGAAGGGGAUGUGUAAGUUUGGUCUAGGCUGGGGAAUACACAGCUCUGUUCAAUAAGAGCUAUUGCUGCACUUCAGAAGGGAGGGAAGACAUUGACCAUCAUAUCUAAGUUAUUUAAUAGAUAUGGAUUUAAGAUGCAUGUUUGUAAUCCUUGUCUGUUAUACAAUCCCUUGUCACCCCCUCCCAUUCACUGUAUGGGCAUCCCAUUGAAAGAUCAGCAUUUACAUUUAUUGUAAUAAAAAACCUGACCUAGAAUGAGAAUUUGGCAAGAUCUAAAGUGAGGUAUGCAUAUGACUUUUCUAUAUUAGAACUGACCACAGAAGUUAUUUUGACAAGCCACAUCUCUCUAUACAGUUUCAGCUCAAAUUUCAUCCUUGUCAGCUUAGUUACAGAACCCACUUCCUAUACAAGUUGUAAACAAACUGAUUGCAAGAGUGGUCUUUGGUUGUGACUUAAGCAUUUUAUUAAUGUAAAUAUGCUGUUCCUUCAAUGUGGCUGGCCCAUAUUGACAGAUGUCCUUACCUGUGUGGACAAUUCUUACGCCAUGUACUGUAGCCUUACUUAGCAUUGCUUGUGUAUGAAUGUAUAAAGGUGGCAAGGACUAGUGCUUCAGACACACCUGUAUGGUUGUUGCACCACUAAUAAAGAGAUGCAAAAGCA
This is a messenger RNA of Scleropages formosus (Asian bonytongue), 5313 nucleotides long. It is a transcript of the gene myo1ea, whose product is annotated as myosin IEa. NCBI's taxonomy places the organism in Eukaryota, Metazoa, Chordata, Actinopteri, Osteoglossiformes, Osteoglossidae. Gene Ontology annotation, molecular function: ATP binding; microfilament motor activity; actin filament binding. Bases 331 to 3684 code for a protein of 1117 amino acids. Gene Ontology annotation, biological process: endocytosis; actin filament organization; glomerulus development. The transcript is spliced from 29 exons. The record is from RefSeq and is a predicted model, not a curated record. Gene Ontology annotation, cellular component: plasma membrane; microvillus; actin cytoskeleton.